GAGAGAAGAACAGGAGAAGACGGCGGUGGAAAAUGAGGAAAAGGGGCGAGGUUCCAUUGCUGCAAGCUCAGCAACAGCAGUGGUCCCAGCAGUGCCAAACACAGUAGUAUCCAACAAAAAGGGAGAGUCCUUGCAGAUCACCGUAGACGACGGCAAUGAUGUAGAUCUGGCGGAGUUGAGAAACUGUGUGGUGACAGUCAAGGGCAUUGUGGGAGUUUUGCACGUACUACACUUGAUUUUCUAUUUCUUGCUACAUUUUUUAUAGGACGUAGUACCUCUCUCAUCAUGAUCAUAGAAUUCUGUUCCCAUGGACUGUUAUGAAGAAACCUGAUAUCAUGUCUUUCGUACUUCUUCACUGAGAAGAAAACUGCCUUCAAAUCAUCCAGGUCCGCAACGUCCUUUCCAGCGUCAUCGUUGUGGCCGACAAGAUUGGGGGCAGUUGCUUGCUCCACGACUCACAGGACAGCGUUUUCGAAUUCGCCAAUUUACAGCAGCUUCGCAUCCACACCUCUACAGCCUGCCUCUUUCGUGUACACAUUGCCAGUGGUCCGAUUAUUGAGGAUUGCAAGGAGAUUUUCUUUGCACCGGUAGAUAAAAAUACUUCUUCUGUUACGAAUAUGAACGACAAUAAUUCAACAGCAGUGAAGAUGGUCGAAGGAGCAGCAAAUAAAAAAGGUAGUACUGCUUCUGUCAAUCGCUGGGACGACGUCAAAGAUUUCAAAUGGUUGCGGCGUGAAAAAAGUCCCAACUGGGACAUACUCCCUGAAGUCGACGCUGCGGCAUUUGCAGCUUGGAUAGGGGAAGCACUGAAAACAGGGGACGAAAAGCCUUUUUCUGAUGCAGACAAUCGAUGGCAAGGUUGGAUCGAGAUGAGGAGAAAAGAAGUGCGUGAAACGCUUCCUGUUGCAAGUAGAACUCUUGAACCUGCAGUGGCGCCACCAGAAGUUACUAGUAGGGAUAACUCAGGGAGUAACGGAAAUACAAAUACAGCCAAUGAAGACGAUUCAGAAGAUGAAAUAUGAUGUAUUCGGGGUUGUUUCGUCUCAUGUGGAACUUUUUUGACUAUCUAAGGUUUACCCGCUUAUUUGUGUGUGGUUCAACAAUGAUGUUAAGACAUGUAUUUAGGUCAAAUGAAGAUCAUGAUGAAAGAACCUUUG
Amoebophrya sp. A25 is the source of this 1157-nucleotide messenger RNA. The record is from the annotation of a GenBank genome assembly. Lineage: Eukaryota; Dinophyceae; Syndiniales; Amoebophryaceae.